AUGGACAACCAGAGUGUCACUCUUGAUCCGGAUCUGACCCUCGACGAUAGCACAUAUGGUUAUGGCUCUGAAGAUUGGGAGUCACAGACAGAUUCGAUUAGGUCUUCGAUUUAUAGGGGGUUAAUGGAAAAUGGCAGGAGGUACCAAACACUACGGGUAGAGGAGUACUUUAUCCCAUCUGAUGAUCAACAAUUUGAAAGUUACGAAGCUGGGCACCAAGUUGCCCUUGCUAUGCACUCAGAUAAGGCGAAUCCGCUCUUUCUCUCGCCAAUCCGCAGUUGUUCGAUGCAUAUCCUGGAUAUUGGAACCGGUAAUGGUACUUGGGCCAUAAAUGUUGCUGACAUGUUCCCGAGCGCCGUUGUUCGAGGUGUCGACCUUUUCCCACCUCCUGCCGCCUGGGUACCGCCGAACUGUAUUCUGGAGGUUGACGAUGUGCUGCAGGAAUGGACAUGGCGUAAGAAGUUCGAUCUGAUUCAUAUGCGUCAUAUGUCUGGAUCAUUUAGCCGUCAAGAGUGGGAUCUGGUCUAUAAGCGGUGUUAUGACAACCUGAGGUCUGGUGGGUGGAUCGAACAAGUGGAAAUGAGCUUCGUUGUCCAGUCUGAUGACGGCAGUCUCUCACCCGGUAGUACUUUGUCCCACUUAGGUCCAAACAUUAUUUGGUGCGGAGCACACGCAGACCGGCCGUGUGAUAUCGCCGAUACCAUUUCUAGCAGCAUCCGGAAAGCUGGGUUUGUCAAUGUGCAUGAGAAGAUUUACAAGUGGCCGAUUGGGCCAUGGCCCAAAGACAAACAGUUAAAGGAGGCUGGCGCAGUCAAUUUCCAACACUGGGUAGCCGGUAUGGAGGGAUGGUUUAUGUGGCUCCUCACAAGGUUUGGUGAGCCGCAGCCGUGGAGCAAGGAGGAAGUCUAUGUGUAUGUAGCUCAGCUACGGAAGGAGCUCCAGAGCCCCUACCACCAUGUUUGGCACAGGGUACGAAGGGUUUGGGCGCAAAAGCCUGCGACCGUGAUGACAGAACUUUGA
Molecule: messenger RNA, 1020 nt
Organism: Penicillium subrubescens
Lineage: Eukaryota; Fungi; Ascomycota; Eurotiomycetes; Eurotiales; Aspergillaceae
Product: class I SAM-dependent methyltransferase
Exons: 11
Coding region: 1-1020 (339 amino acids)
Molecular function (GO): methyltransferase activity
Source: RefSeq, a predicted model, not a curated record